UACGGUAAAAUAAUAUCAUUUAAAUAAAAUAAAUCUGACUGAUCACAAGCCGUACCUUUGAUAUAUAAGAAAACAACGAAUACUGUGCGAGUUAUCAAAAUAACAUGCAGUUCCACUGUGAAGACGGCUUAGAGCUGUUAUCGAGGUUCAGAGAGAAACCAUCUUCUAUUAACCUCGACGAAGUUUUGUUUCCUACUGGCAUUAACAAUGACAAACUCAUAGAAAUUGUUGGAGCGUCUUCCACCGGGAAAACUUUACUGUUAUGUCAAUUUUUAGCAAAGUGUAUAUUACCUACGCAAUACAAAGAAAUCAAGAUCAAUGGAUGCAAUGCUUGCGCAAUAAUAAUUGAUACACUUGGUCAAAUCCAAAUUGGUAAAAUAUCAGAACUUAUGGCUUCUAUGAUACAUAAUGCCUAUCAAAAUAUUAGUAUAAUUCCACCAGUAGAAAUAGUGAACUCUAUUAUAAAUAAGUCUCUGGAAAACUUGACAGUAAUCAAGUGCUGCAACAAUGAUCAGUUCCAGAUUGUUUUAAAUAUGUUGGAGAAUGAGCUGCUUGGCAAUGAAAAGAUUGCUCUUUUAGCUAUAGAUAACAUAUUUGCAUAUUAUUGGCAAGAGAGGUGGGAAAAGGGUAUUCUCAGUAUGGAUUCUUAUGUAAAAAGUUUGAUCAAACUUAUACGAACACGUACAUCUCAAUUUAAAAUUGUAACAAUAUAUACAAGAUGGGAUAGACCAAUGUCCAAAAGUAAAUCAUACACAAAAGAUUAUCAGACAGAAGGGAUGGGCACUAAUUAUAAGUUGCAGCUUUAUAGAAAUAAAGAAUCUUGCAAGUUUGUAUGCCAUGUAAAAUCGAUGGAAGAUAUAAAAAACAUUCAAUAUAUUAUUUAUAAUUCUGGUAUAAAUUGGAUUCUUUAAUAGUAUGUAAAACAAUUUUUAUCAGUAAUCAAUUGAAGAUAGAAGA
Messenger RNA from Harpegnathos saltator (Jerdon's jumping ant), 957 nucleotides. RefSeq names its product X-ray repair cross complementing 2 (gene Xrcc2). NCBI's taxonomy places the organism in Eukaryota, Metazoa, Arthropoda, Insecta, Hymenoptera, Formicidae. Gene Ontology annotation, molecular function: four-way junction DNA binding. Gene Ontology annotation, biological process: double-strand break repair via homologous recombination; DNA strand invasion. The transcript is spliced from 2 exons. The record is from RefSeq and is a predicted model, not a curated record. The coding region runs from base 105 to 911 and encodes 268 amino acids. Gene Ontology annotation, cellular component: centrosome; replication fork; Rad51B-Rad51C-Rad51D-XRCC2 complex.